Hibiscus syriacus is the source of this 519-nucleotide messenger RNA. Its product is annotated as WPP domain-containing protein 2-like. Gene Ontology annotation, biological process: lateral root development; mitotic cell cycle. The coding region runs from base 8 to 475 and encodes 155 amino acids. The record is from RefSeq and is a predicted model, not a curated record. NCBI's taxonomy places the organism in Eukaryota, Viridiplantae, Streptophyta, Magnoliopsida, Malvales, Malvaceae. The transcript is spliced from 2 exons.
CAAAGAAAUGGCUGAUCCUGAAUCCGAAACUGCUAACGACUCCACCGCAGCAACACAAACCCAAGUAGACGACACCGCCGCCAAGCUCAACAACCUCACAUUUAAAAUUUGGCCACCCACCCAACGAACUCGUGACGCCGUCCUCAAUCGUCUCGUGGAGACGCUGUCGUCCGAAUCCGUCCUUUCCAAACGCUAUGGAACGAUCCCUAAGGAGGAGGCUUCUGCUGUGGCCAAGUUGAUCGAGGAGGAGGCUUUUUCGGUUGCCGAGGCAUCGUUUUCCACCGACGAGGAUGGCAUCGAGAUUCUCCAGGUGUAUUCCAAGGAAAUCAGCAAGCGCAUGCUCGAUUCUGUCAAAGCUCGAGCUGCCGCUGCCACUGACUCUACUCCCUCAGGUUCGGCAGAGGCAGACUCGAAUAAUGUGGGAACUGCAGUUUCUGAGGAGAAUUCGUCCUUCUCGGUCAAGGACGAGGAUUGAGUUUGAACAUUCUCGUCUCUUUAGGGCCUCUUUUGGGUCCUUUG